Messenger RNA from Anthostomella pinea, 573 nucleotides. The record is from the annotation of a GenBank genome assembly. NCBI's taxonomy places the organism in Eukaryota, Fungi, Ascomycota, Sordariomycetes, Xylariales, Xylariaceae.
AUGGGGUCGAAAGCCUCCAAGCCCGUCCAGUCGGCGACGCGCAAGUUCCCAUCCAGAACUCCCGGCAGCGCCGUGCCGCCGCCUCCACGACCGUCUGCCCGGAAUCCCGAGCACCAAGCCUCGUUCACGAAGGACAAUGCCAUCCGCGCCGACGGGCAAGACCCGGACCCCAUGACCAACCCAGCCUUCUCAGCGCGCCUACGACAAAUGGGCGUAGCUACACCGAACCCAACGCUCUCGAACUCGUCGACAGCAAAUCCACAACCACAUCCCACAACCCAAUCACAGUCGCGAUCAUCGCCCAUACCCGGCGCCCAUUACCCAUCCUCCUCACAAAACCGGACGCUGAACGCGCUGGAGGCGCGCCAGCGGCUGCAGGAGCAGGCGCGCACCGAGUCGGAGACCCCGGGCAUCGGGCGCGAAUUCCUGGACAUCGGCACGCUGAAGCAGAUCCUGGUGCUGAGGGCGCGCGGCACCCCGGCGCCGGACAUCGAGAGGAGGCUGAGGCUUAAGAGCGGUGUUGUUGGCAGGAUUGGGCCCGAGGGUGUGGUGCUGCCUGUUACGACUGGGUGA